CUGCGCAAUUCGUCAAUUGCAAAGUAGUCCCUGAGGAUGAGCCGCUCUGAUUGGAGAAAGGCGACACGCGGAUGGUUUGGGCUCAUGAAAAAAGGCUCUGCCUGAUGGCGCCUGGCAAUUGGCGGGAGAGACAGAGUAUGUAAGUCUAGGGAGGAGAGACCGACACCUUAGCGACAUCAUCCCCACGCGUGCGACUGAAACUUCAUCCUCCCCUGAGGGUAAACGUGGAAGGUAAAGAGACCUUCCGCUGCGUAAAGCUGGCUCGACCCGGAAACAAAAUCUUUUAAAAAACAAUUCACACUCUGGAGGGGAGGAGGAAUUAUUAAGUUGGGAUUACCCGACAGCUUCUGAGGUUGCUAAGCGACGAGGCGGGAGCGCGCGCACACUCAAGCCGCCGGGUAGCACCUGAGCGAACUGCGUCGGCGGCGACCCGGAGACCCUAGAGACGGAGCAAGCGUGUCGCUCCCUCCCGGGUCCAGGGACUCUUGCUUAGGAAGCCUCUGCCCGGGGUAGAAGCUUCUGUCCUGGUGAUGAGGCGAGAGUUUUCACGGGACGCCUACUCCGAAGCGAGCGGGAGCCGCGCUUCUUCCCCACUCUCGAGGCAGAACAGAGAUUCCUUCUGCCAUCAGAUGUCUUUCUGCUUGACUGAACUGCACCUGUGGUCUUUGAAGAAUACCUUACACAUUGCGGAUAGAGACAUUGGGAUCUACCAGUAUUAUGACAAGAAAGAUCCACCAGAGCAUGGUAACUUAGAAGAAAAGCAGAAGCUGGCAGAGUCACGAGAUUAUCCUUGGACGCUCAAAAACAGACGCCCAGAAAAACUCCGAGACUCACUCAAAGAGUUGGAGGAGCUGAUGCAAAACAGUCAGUGUGUGCUGAGCAAAUGGAAGAACAAAUAUGUCUGUCAGCUCCUCUUUUGUUCAGGUGUGCUGGUGUCCCUAAGCCUUUCUGGGCCACAGCUGGAGAAAGUGGUGAUUGACAGAAGCCUGGUGGGGAAACUCAUCUCAGACACCAUCAGUGAUGCUCUUCUCACAGACAGUUUCAUCAUCUUAUCAUUUCUGUCACACAACAAGCUCUGUUUUAUUCAGUUUACCAAGAAGAUGGAUUCUUCUGAUGUAAACAAAAGACUGGAAAAACUCUCAGCCUUGGAUUAUAAGAUUUUCUAUUAUGAAAUACCUGGCCCAAUAAACAAGACAACAGAGCGUCGUCUAGCUAUCAACUGUGUUCAUGAUAGAGUUGUUUGCUGGUGGCCACUGGUCAAUGAUGAUGCUUGGCCUUGGGCCCCCAUUUCUUCUGAGAAGGAUAGAGCCAAUCUACUCCUCCUGGGUUAUGCUCAAGGAAGGCUAGAGGUUCUGAGUUCUGUUCGCACAGAAUGGGACCCACUGGAUGUUUGCUUUGGAGCCAAACAGUCUUAUCAGGUGUUCACAGUGGAGCACUCCAUCAGUGUAGACAAAGAGCCCAUGGCUGACAGCUGCAUCUAUGAAUGUGUUCAGAAUAAAAUCCAGUGUGUGUCUGUCACCAGAAUACCACUAAAAUCAAAGGCCAUCAGUUGUUGCAGGAAUGUUACUGAAGACAAACUGAUUCUGGGCUGUGAAGAUUCCUCACUAAUUCUUUAUGAAACUCACCGUAGAGUGACUUUCUUAGCACAGACUGAACUUUUGCCUUCAUUAAUAAGCUGCCACCCAAGUGGUGCCAUUCUGCUAGUUGGCAGCAACCAAGGGGAGUUGCAAAUUUUUGAUAUGGCUCUCUCCCCUAUUAACAUCCAGCUGUUGGCUGAAGACCGCUUACCCAGGGAGACUCUGCAAUUCAAUAAAUUAUUUGAUGCUUCUAGCAAUCUUAUUCAAAUGCAAUGGAUAGCUCCUCAGUUUGUUUCUCGGAAGGCGGAAGAUAGUGAUAUCUAUGAUCUCCUCUUCCUCAGGUUUGAAAGAGGACCUUUGGGUGUGCUGUUGUUUAAACUAGGUGUCUUCACUCAAGGACAGCUGGGCCUGGUAGACAUCAUUUUCCAAUACAUUCACUGUGAUGAGAUCUAUGAGGCAAUAAACAUCCUGAGCAGCAUGAACUGGGACACUCUGGGCCACCAGUGCUUUAUCAGCAUGAGCGCCAUUGUAAACCAUCUUCUUAGACAACAGCUAACUCCAGAGAGAGAAGCACAGCUUGAGGCAAGCCUUGGAACCUUCUAUGCUCCAACAAGACCACUUCUGGAUACCACUAUAUUGAAAUAUAGGGACCAAAUCAGCAAAUAUUCAAGGAGAUUCUUCCACCAUUUGCUCAGGUACCAGAGAUUUGAAAAGGCAUUUCUCCUAGCUGUUGACAUUGGUGCUCGUGACCUGUUUAUGGAUAUUCAUUACCUUGCACUAGAUAAAGGUGAAUUGGCACUAGCUGAAGUGGCAAGAAAAAGAGCUAGUGACAUUGAUGCAGAAUCAAUAACCUCUGGAGUUGAACUACUGGGGCCCUUGGACAGAGGGGAUAUGCUAAAUGAAGCUUUUGUUGGCCUGCCUUUAGCACCUCAAGUGGAAGACUCAUUUCCAGAUAACCUCCCUCCCUCUGGUUCAUCUCACAGACAUACUGUACGACAAAGAAUACUGAAUGGCUCUUCUAACAGACAAAUAAUGGACAGAAGAAAUGAACUUGAAAAAGACAUCUGUUCUGGAUCUUUGAUGACUAACACCUGUAAUGCAGAAGAAGGAGAACUGGGUGAAGACUGCAGAGAACAGGAAACCAAAGAUGGUGGUUCUCUCAGAAUGAUUCACUUUGGUCUGGUGUAAACAACAAGAACAAAAGAAACCUGCCUUUUUCAUAUCUAAACUUUUUCAUGGCUUGAUACAGACUUAAAAUCUCCCUGUGUGGAUUCUUAACAAGGAGACAGUAUGAAUCAUAUGAAUUAGUUAAGAGUUCUAAGUGGAGUGUUUUCAAAAUAAAGUUUUAUUAUUUCAAAAACAUACAACAUAACAGCAAAAUGAUCGUAAGUCUUUAGUCUACUUAUUUUCAAUAAUGAAAACAUUUUGAAAGUGUCUUAAAUUGUACCUUAAUUAGGUGCUACAAAAAUAGCAUAUUUAAACUUUGUUCUCCCAAGUACUUUAAAAUGGGGCAGUAGGAGGCAAGCAUAGUGGCUCAUUCCUGCAGUCUCAGUGCUUUAGGAGAUGAAGGCUGAAGGAUCACUUGAGCCCAGGAGUUCAAGACUAGCCUAUGCAACAUAGUGAAACGCUAUCUCUAGAAAAAUUAGCCAGGCGUGGUGGUACAUGCUUGUGAAGCUGAGGCAGGAGAACUACUUGAGCCCAGGAGUUCAAGGCUACAGUAAGCCAUGGUCACACCACUGCACUCUAACCUGGACAACAGAGUAUGACCCUGUCUCAAAAAAAAAAAAAAAAAAAAAAAUCUUCUUCUGCUCUUGUUUACAUUAUUAAUUUACAUUAUAAAUACAGUAUUUAUUAUGCAAAUGUUUCAGUCCAGACCCAUUAUUAGAAGAUAGUUCUCCAUGGUUCUCUCAAAUUACUGCUAUGAGUAGUUUGCCCUGACUGCCCCUGGGAACAAAGAUACUGUUUCCCUCUGGAGCAAGGGGCGGGCAUAUGAGAUUUUAGUUCUUUAAGCUCAGAAUGCCUCUCCUUUACACUGCUCACUCUGUGUGUAGGUGACAUCUAGCCCUCUUAACAUUGUUCUGUAGGAAUAGAGCUCAGAGAAUCCAUUAAAAAAAAAAAAAAGAAAAGAAAAAAUGCCAAUGCCAAUACCCUGGCUACUAUCAUUUAUCUCUGACUCAGGAGUCUCAUGUCUUCUACCAGCAUCCAUGAAACUAUAGUGUGGUAACUUGUUUGCUAAUAAAGAGGAUAAAAUCUCAUACCCUUCACAGUUCUGACACCCAUUCUUUAGCAGAUAACCAAUAUUUCACAAUUAUAGACAUCUAUAAUAAUCAACAUUGUUAACUGCUAUACAAUUAACAUUAUAUAAUUAAACCUUAGAGUUAAAAGUUGAUAAGAUUGGAGGCUUUUACAUUUCAGAUUUUUCUACUUCCCAUUUAUCUGUACCUCUACCAGAGGAUAUGACCAAAAAAGAUGAAACUCAAAUUACAUGUUUUUCAUUUUGUUAUUGCUCUGAAAAAAUUUUAAUAAUGUAUAACAUGUAAGAAAAACUAAAAAGAGAUAUGGAGUUACCAGAAAAUUUUCAUUUUACUAUUCCCAUUCUUCUUUAUCACACAGAUAAUCAAAAGUUAACUAAUUUUUAGAGAAAAAUUGUAUUUAAAAAAUAGGAUUUUGUCAAGAUUGCAAAAUUUUCUCCAGAUUUUCUGGUAAAUAGUCAUUAACCCAAAAUACCUUUCCUGUGAGAUAUUAAAUAUAAAAUACAGAUUUUGAUACAGCUGUGUUGUUCUAUAAAAUGAUAAUAAUAAUGUUUGCUGGUUAUCUAGGUGAAAAUUAAACAAAUCAUAGUUCUUAAAGUACCCAUUUUCCCCACUUCACAUAUCUCUAGAAAAAUUAACUCAAAUAUACAGAAAACCAACUUUAGAUAGAAGUAUAUAUUAUGAUCUUUGAUAAUGUAUGAUUUAUAAGUGCUGUUAUUUCCCAGAUGUUGUCCAUCUGAGAAUGUUUAUUAAACAUUCCAGUAAAUUGAUAUUCCUGCUUUGCUAGAACCUGAAAGGAUUAUGAAGCUACCAUAGCUCUAAAGAAGAGUGAUAUAGGCAGGAACAGCUUGGUAGUAUCUGUCCUGGCACAGACAGGUUCACAGUGUCCUUCAGGAACAAACCCAUGAGCUUUUUCAACUAUUUUCCAGAUUUCUCAGAUCUGAAGUAAUUUGCACAGUAAUUUAUAUUAGCUAUCACGUGUGUCUUAUUGCUAGAAUAAAUUUCAUUUGGAAUGCUAA
Molecule: messenger RNA, 4848 nt
Organism: Cebus imitator (Panamanian white-faced capuchin)
Lineage: Eukaryota; Metazoa; Chordata; Mammalia; Primates; Cebidae
Gene: WDPCP
Product: WD repeat containing planar cell polarity effector
Exons: 18
Coding region: 531-2765 (744 amino acids)
Biological process (GO): establishment of protein localization; nervous system development; cilium organization
Cellular component (GO): axonemal basal plate
Molecular function (GO): protein binding
Source: RefSeq, a predicted model, not a curated record